CCAGAGCAAUUCCUUAUCAUUGAAGAAGAUGAACUCUCAAAGCGUCAAACACAUAUCAGAGUGUUUUAUCAUUCCACACCAUGUCUCAGAGGAAUCACAGCAGCCAUUGUACUUGGCACCCACCGACCUCGCCAUGCUCUCUGUCCACUAUAUCCAGAAAGGCCUCCUCUUUGCCAAACCUCCGGAAGCCAUGGAUCGCCGCCACAAGGCGGAGUUCGUCAAUUCUCUUUUGGACAAGCUCAAGCACUCUCUCUCCCUCGCCCUUGUUCAUUUUUACCCGCUCGCCGGCCGCUUCGCGACGAAGAAAGAAGAAAACCCACCUCUGUAUUUGGUUUAUGUAGACUGCAGCAACAGCCCCGGAGCCAGGUUCAUCUAUGCAACUCUGGAUGUGUCGGUUUUGGACAUUCUUUCGCCAACUGACGUGCCCUUGGUGGUUCAGUCGUUUUUCGAUCACGACAGAGCUGUUAACCACGACGGCCACACGGCGUCAUUGCUGACGGUUCAGGUGACGGAGCUUGUGGACGGCAUAUUCAUAGGGCUGUCCAUGAAUCACUGCCUUUGUGAUGGGACUUCUUUCUGGCAUUUCUUCAACACUUGGUCCGAGCUCUUUCAGGCAAUAACACAAGCAGCGCAUGACAAUACCAUCGUCCCCGGCAUCUCCAGACCGCCGGUCCUCAAGCGGUGGUUUCCGGACGGUCACGGCCCAAUCAUCAGCCUCCCUUACACAAACCCAGAUGAGUUCAUCGGAAGAUUCGAAGCUCCCGAACUCAGAGAGAGAAUGUUCCACUUCUCCUCAGAAUCCAUAGCCAAACUCAAAGCAAAGGCCAACUCAGAGUCCAACGCCACCAAAAUCUCAUCUUUCCAGUCCCUCUCCGCCCUUCUAUGGCGGUCCAUCACCCGUGCACGGCGUCUUCCUCCCAAUCAGUCAACCAGAUGCAGGUUGGCUGCGAAUAACAGAGCAAGACUAGAUCCGCCAUUGUCCGGAGACUACUUCGGGAACUCGAUUCACCCGAUCAACUCGGAAGCCGUCACGGCCGGUGAACUCCUCCAACACAGCCUCGGGUGGGCGGCGUGGAAGCUGCACGAGGCGGUGGUGAAGCUUGACGACAGGGAGAUACGAGGAUUCGUUGACGCCUGGCUGCGGUCUCCGACCGUGUACCUACUCGGCCAGUAUUUCGAUCCGUACAUGGUGAUGAUGGGCAGCUCGCCGAGGUUCAACAUGUACGGCAACGAAUUCGGAAUGGGAAAGGCGGUGGCGCUGCGGAGCGGGUACGCAAAUAAAUUUGGCGGGAAAGUUUCAUCGUACGAAGGAAGGGAAAGGGGAAGCAUAGACUUGGAGGUUUGUCUUCCUCCUGAUGCAAUGAGUGCUCUUGAAUGUGAUGAGGAGUUCAUGGAAUUUGCAUCUGUACCACAAUAUUAGUGAUCAUGUGUCAUCACCAUUCGUUCCGCACUGCAUUCCUUAAUUGGUUGCAUUUCUCUGCUUUGUCUUACGGCGCAUGGGGUUGAGCUGCUUGCAUAAGUUCAGACUUCUCCUUGGUUAGUACUAAGUAACCACGGUUACGGGUACCCGCGGUUAUUUAUUCAAUAAAACUUAAUGAUUUAUGUUGACCGCUUAUGCAAUUACAUGAGUAUGAAUAUACCUAUUCGACCGAAAA
Malus domestica (apple) is the source of this 1655-nucleotide messenger RNA. RefSeq lists its product as uncharacterized. The record is from RefSeq and is a predicted model, not a curated record. NCBI's taxonomy places the organism in Eukaryota, Viridiplantae, Streptophyta, Magnoliopsida, Rosales, Rosaceae.